CAUUAAUGUAUUUGUUUUUCUCUUCCUUAGCUGUUAAUAUCAAGUAUCAGCAAGUUCUCGAUCGACAGGAUGAACACUGAGAAGGACUUUGCUCCUCUCACCUCCAACAUUGUGCGAGCUCUCAAUGACAAGCUCUAUGAGAAAAGAAAAGUGGCUGCCCUGGAGAUUGAGAAAUUGGUGCGAGAGUUUGUAGCGCAGAAUAACACUGGACAAAUCAAACACGUGAUCCAAAUCCUGUCCCAGGAAUUUGCACUUUCACAGCAUCCUCACAGCCGUAAAGGUGGCCUCAUUGGUCUUGCUGCCUGCUCCAUCGCCCUCGGCAAGGAUUCUGGUUUGUAUCUGAAGGAACUCAUUGAGCCGGUUUUGACCUGUUUCAACGAUGCUGAUAGUCGAUUGCGUUAUUAUGCCUGUGAGGCCCUUUACAAUAUAGUAAAGGUUGCCAGGGGCUCAGUCCUUCCUCAUUUCAAUGUACUGUUCAACGGUCUCAGUAAGUUGGCUGCAGAUCCAGAUCCCAAUGUUAAAAGUGGUUCCGAAUUGCUGGAUCGAUUAUUAAAGGAUAUUGUCACAGAAAGUUCCAAAUUUGACCUCGUGGCCUUUGUCCCCCUCUUGAGAGAGCGGAUUUAUUCCAACAAUCAGUAUGCAAGACAAUUCAUCAUCUCCUGGAUCCUGGUAUUGGAAUGUGUUCCUGACAUUAACCUGCUGGACUAUUUGCCAGAAAUCCUGGAUGGACUGUUUCAGAUUCUUGGUGAUAACAGUAGAGAGAUCCGUAAAAUGUGUGAGACUGUCCUUGUUGAGUUUUUGAAAGAGAUCAAGAAAAACCCUUCAAGUGUCAAAUUUGCUGAAAUGGCCAACAUCUUGGUCAUCCACUGCCAGGCCUCUGAUGACUUGAUUCAACUGACUGCAAUGACUUGGAUGCGGGAGUUCAUCCAGUUAGCUGGUCGUGUGAUGCUGCCGUACUCCUCAGGAAUCCUGACGGCCGUUCUACCAUGCCUCUCCUACGAUGACAGGAAGAAAAGUAUUAAGGAGGUAGCAAACGUGUGUAACCAGACCCUGAUGAAGCUGAUUAUGCCGGAGGAUGAUGGUGACAAUAUCCGACAGUUCAUGCUGCAGCAGCUAGAUGGCACUGCUGAUGAGUCCUUCUCAAACCGCAAGAACUCCUCUGAUCAGUCAAACACGUCCCAGGACUUGAACACCAGCAACCACAUUGGCGAGUCUGUCACGAUAGACCAUUCUCAGGAAGCCCUUGACUUAGAUGGAAUCGUGCUGGUGCUUGAUCGGCAUCUUCAUGACACAGUCACAGGGAUGAUGACAAGAAUUGCCGUCUUGAAGUGGUUAUAUCAUCUUUAUAUCAAAACUCCCAGGAAGAUGUUUCGGCACACAGACAGCCUCUUUCCCAUGUUGCUGAAGACACUUUCUGAUGAGUCAGACGAGGUGAUCUUGAAAGACUUGGAGGUGUUGGCAGAAAUUGCUUCCUGUCCAGCGGGUCAGACAGAAGGACAAGAUUCAUGUGAGAGCAACAGCACCCAAAACAGCCAGUCAGAGCUGAACAUUCCCAUUUCUGCCUCCACGCCAUUGAACUCUUGCAGGCCUCGAACGUUGGAAUGCUCCCCCUCAACUCCCACCAUGAACUCCUAUUUCUUCAAGUUUAUGAUCAACUUGCUGAAGCAGUUCAACAACGAGAAGAGACUGCUGGAAAUACGAGGGCCUUUCAUCAUCCGGCAGUUGUGCCUUCUAUUAAAUGCCGAGAAUAUCUUUCAUUCGAUGGCCGAAAUCCUCCUUCGCGAAGAAGACCUCAAGUUUGCUUCCACCAUGGUCCAAACCCUCAACUCCAUUCUCCUGACGUCGACAGAACUCUUCCAGCUACGGAACCAGCUGAAGGACCUGCGCACAACGGAAAGCUGCAACCUGUUCUGUGGCUUGUAUCGUUCCUGGUGUCACAACCCUGUCGCCACCGUGUCCCUCUGCUUCCUCACACAGAACUACAAACACGCCUACGACCUCAUUCAGAAGUUUGGGGACCUUGAGGUGACCAUUGAUUUCCUGACUGAGGUGGACAAGCUGGUGCAGUUGAUCGAGUGUCCAAUCUUCACGUAUCUGCGGUUGCAACUCCUUGACGUUGAGAACAAUCCCUACCUGAUCAAAGCCCUGUAUGGACUACUUAUGCUUUUGCCCCAGAGCAAAGCAUUCCAGCUCCUUUCACAUCGACUGCAGUGUGUACCCAACCCAGAACUUAUGCGAACCACGAUCCCCCCAGACCACGUGCAGUUGCUUCAGCUUGAAAUACCAGACAGGAGUUCUAGGCCUCUCCUGAUGCUAUUCUUGAAUUGGGUGCUCCAAGGUGCAAGGCCCAGUGAGAAGCCCACAGCCCCCAACAGGCAAGUCCCUUUGGAAAUCAACUAUAGCGAACUGCUGCAGCACUUUGAGAAGGUACAGAACAAGCACCUGGAAAUCCGACACCAGCGAGCAGGCCGCAAUGAUCAACUGGACAGGAAACCCCCCCGUGACACAGAGACCACUUAUUGUGUAUGAUGGGCAUCUAGUCAAAGGACAAUGCUCGACUGUCGGACUACCAGCUGUAAGACUGACUGAACCGUGAAGCCCUUUUUGUUGGGCUGCCCUACUGCCUUUGUAAUGCAAAGUUCUUUGCCACUACUAGUGCUCACAGUACGUGAGCUGGCCAAUAUUCCUGUGUUAAUUGUGUAGAAUUUAUAGGUCUGUGAGAACCUCAAAGUGGAGUAGUGAUCACUGUUCCCCAAUGCCCCUCCCUCUUUGCACUGACCACUGUUUUGUAAUGCUCCAACAUGGUAAAAUCUUUGCACUGUUCGCUGUUCUCUGCUGUUCCCCUUCAAUGACCCAAAGUGGUAAAGUCUUUGCACUAUCACUGCUGAUACCCAGUUGGCAAACCACAUAUGAUAGUUCUCCAGUCCAGAGAGUAUUUUAAUUUUUGCUUGUGUACCCACCCCAUGCAUGACAUUUCACAGCUAGAUCCUCUGCUCCCCUGCAGUGGUGAUCAAAUUCUGAUCUCUGCUUAAAUCCAUCUUCCUUUCACAGGAGCAGAAAAUAUCUCUGUCAGCACAGAUUUGGAAAUUUCUCCAGCAGCCAGAAUUUGCAAUAUUGUUAGGUGAACUUGGUCAGUGUGAGUAGGCUGUUUGUUCCUCCUUUUAAUUGCACUACCAUCCGGCACUUAAUAUGCACAGUCUGUAGCAUUGUCAACAGGAACAGAUUUAUACUGAUCUCUUGUCGACUGGUGUUCUUAUGGACACAAAGUUGCAGUGACUGGUGUGGACACUGGGAAGAUAUCUCACUGCUUCAGUAAGGACGACUCAAAUUGAAGCUGCCGCACUUUGUCAUGAUGAGUAUAGUGAGCUUUAUCUGCAUCUAACAGUGAGAUGCCUGACCUGGUUUUGUUUGUCACUGGUGGUGAUGCUGGUAAUGAGCAACACUGAACAUCCCAAACCCUGGUGAGCACUGGUGCAUUUACAGAGGAAGUGGCAAGGCAAACAUUAGUCAAUAGAAUUUAAAUGAGACGCAUCUUAUUAAACAGAAGUAGAAGGAAUUCUCUGGUCAUGGCUGAUCUUGAUUGAAGGUUGGUCAUUGAAUUGCAAUAAACCAUAACAUUUAUAAUUGAUGAAGGUAAAAAUGGCUAUAAAAUCAGGUGCACUAAUUGUUACUUUGGAACAUUUCAAUGUGACUUGUGAGGCACAGUUGUACCAUAAUUUGAAUGACUGUAUCGGUUAAUCCUGAAAGUCAGCUCAGUUCACUUGAGAAAGCAGUGAAGUAAAGACAGAGUAACUUUCCUGAGUGCUGAGCUAUCCAUCUGCCUCACUAUUAAAGCUCCCAACUGAACAUUGCUGACCUGUUUGUCACACUUGAUGGUUGUCACAUUCUGUUCGUUACAUUCUGUUUGUUCAUAAGAUUUCUGAAAGCAAUUUAGAUGUCACGCUUGUUUUAAACUAUCAGGUGAGGGAUAGGGGAGAUGUUGUGGAUUGAAAAUUUUGCACUGCGAUAAACCAUGACAGCCCUGUGGCUGAUCUCUGGGCUUUGUGAUUUUACUCUAGGUUUCACUGGCCUCUCAUUUUUCACUGUCCCUCCUUUGACCUGUCGCUACUGCCUGUUUAUAUCAAUGGAAUCCUCAGAAGGUCAGAGUUAGUGGAAUAGAAAGGCACAACUCUGAAAACCUUGUUUUCUGUCUGUAUUCAAAAUUCCUUUUGUAAAAGGAGCAAAUAUUGAUAUUUUGUCAGCCAGUAAGCUUGAGAAUAGAGCAAAUAAAAACCGAAAGAACUGUGCAUGCUGUAAAUCAGGAAUAAAAACAAAAUUGCUGGAAAAGCUCAGCAGGUCUGGCAGCAUCUCUGAUGGAAAAAACAGAGCGAACAUUUCGGGUCCGGUGACCCUUCCUCGGAAGGGUUGUUCUGACGAAGGGUCACUGGACCUGAAACAUUAACUCUUGUUUUUUCCCUUCACAGAUGCUACCAGACCUGCUGAGCUUUUCCAGCAACUUUGUUUUUGUUCCUGAGAAUAGAGCCAGACUUGUUCUAAUUUACUCGAACUACAGCAAACAGUCUGAACUUGUGAACAGAACUGGAGCAGAGUCUGUAUACCAAUGAGCGACAGCAAACAGACUCUCUUGAAUAUAGGAAGAUUGUUUCUCCGACAGAAUGCAGUGUGGAGGAGAGUUGUACAACACAGAUUGUUUAUGCGUGUAAUAGGAACUUCAGGGAUGUUUGAUUGCCAAAGGAAUUGCCCAAACAGCUCUAUUCUGAUUGCAAAUAGUGGUUUCACUAUAUUCAUCCUUGUUCAAUUUUAAAAUGGCAUGAUCUCUUUACACUGGGAAGUAGGGAAACGCUUUCUCCCUAGCAUGACCUGUGAAAGGAGCCACAGCAUCAACAGCUCCUUCAAGCAUGAUCAACAUUUGCUGUUUGAUCAGAAAGAUUCAGAAAAUAAGGUUGAUUCUUUGUACUUUUAUAGACCAAUUGUUGCUGUCAUUCUUUGAGGUCAGCCCUCUCCAGUUUUCAGAUCCACUUAACAGUUGAUCAUUCCCAAGACGGAAAAAUAUUUAAACCUAUUUAACAUCCUCCAAUGAAAUAAAUAAAAUUGACCACCACCGUCUUGUACAAUGUGUAUAAAUGCAACAAGAUUCGAUCCCUUUCCCCAUCUGGCUCCUGUUUGGCUGUAACAUGGAUUAAUGGCCUAUUGGUCAAAGCAGCCAGUGCCCCCCCGUGCCCCCACCCCCCCCUCCUCCACCCCACCCCACCCCACCCCACCCCACCCCACCUCACCUCACCUCAGAUCCUGAAAUCUCCAGCCCUUAAAGUCUCCCACAACCCCCUCUCAGUUUUCUAAAUAUGUGUUUAAAUGCUGAAUAAUGACACCAUUCACUUUUUAAAAGAUAAAUAGAACUCACUACAUUUAGUUGCAACCUUACGCCUCCUCUUCCUUCAGUGACCCUUUCUCAGAAGGGAAGGGAAACAAAUUAGGAUUAACUUUUAUAUCUAUGAUAAUGUAUUUGAAUUUGAUUUUAAAUGAGUAUGCUGCUUACAUAUAAUGGAUUGUUUAUGGUUGCUCUAUUUGUCCAGCACAAGGACAUCAGAAUUAUUAGAGGAAACACAUCAGUGGUUUAAUUCAAUAUAUUAACUGAAAAGUUGUACUCUGAAAAUUUUAAUGUUGAGUAUGAUACUCCUUUAUUACAAAUCCAUGGACAGACCUGUAACUAUCAUUACUUCACCUGCAGAGCUCCGUGCUUCCAGAUCUGUAGGCCCCAGUUAUACAGUGGCAGGUCACUGCUGAUCCCACUGUGAUGCAAUGACCAACACAUUCAGAUUUGGAAGAGAAAUGCGACAGUACAACUAGGUGCUUUUCACACCUUGAGUGUGAUAUUGUACAAAUUCCCUUAAACACGUUACUUCUCAUAAUUUGCAACAUGUUUCAUGUGCAUUUAUUAAACUUAGCUUCCAAUUUUAUUGGACCCUUUUCUGAGGCAUUUGGAUGAUUAAGGCCAUUAACACAUUAUAUGUGCACAGAAUGAUUGAUAACCUGUGCUAGAAUUAGCUUUCAUCAUUCAAAAAUGAGUAUCUUGUUCUGUAUAAUGAUGCUGAGUUUCCCAAGUACAUUGUGCGAAGCAGUGUGUUCUCUUCGACUUUGACCUUCUCUGACUAACUUGUGUUAUCUUAUUCUGAUUUUCCGGAAUCCAGUCCUGAUCAGUGACUCGGCCAUGCGGCUGUGUCAGUUCUGCUCGGAGUUGAGGGAGUUGGAGGGUGAUUGCUGGGUUUGACUGGAUGCUGUUUAUUACAAUGUACGGGUAAAGAAAUAAAAGGCUGUCUGCAGUAUGUUGUCAGAGCAUUUCUUGUGGCUGAGCUGGGCCUCUGAGAUAUCUCUCAUCAGCUCCCACAACCUCUUCUAUCUAAGCAAUGGUAUCCCAGCCCAGCUGUAUAUGUGCCCACAGCUGUCAGCACCUACAGAUAAAAUACAAUUGGACAAUGAUUCCCCUCCCUGGAUGUCACUCCUUUGGACCACUUGGAUCCACCACUAUCUUGCCCUGCCCCUCUUUGUGCUUGAAGAGUUUGAUCAGCAAAACCCCUCAGCUCAAGUUUGCAAAUGGGAAUUUCGAACCGGUUUCCCAACCACUGGGAGGUCAUCCCGAGUUGUUUCUUCUUCAAAUGGCACCAGUUCUGCAGGAAUCUUUGUUCCGAGGACAGACGCCCCACACCAUAGCACUGUGUCAAAAACGACACGUUUGAAAUCUGCUGGGCGACGGUUUUAUAAAGCUGUGUGGGGUGAUGUCAAGGAGAUCAGCAAGGGGAAUGCUCAUCUUUUUGUUUACCUCAAGUGAGAUGAUUCUCUGACAGUUUGGCCUGAUUUGGUAAUCAGACUCUUGGUUUUGUCUUUUCAUUUGGGCAGGGUGAAGUGUCCUCCUGAGCACAGGAAAUGCCCAGCGAAAAUUUGGGUGUUGCCUGACCACAUAGAGACGGUGCAUUUCGGUCAGCCAAUGCCCAGAUUUCCAAUCUCCAGACAGAACAUCUAUGUCAAGAAACUGAUAUCUGAGUUCAGAGUAACUUAGACAGUGAUUUUUAUUUGCAGAAUGCAAUACUGCUUUCAAUACUGCUAGCUGCGGAUAGCACUGCCCAAGUUCAAACUAUUGCAACAGUAAUCUACCUUCUGUGUAUGUCCAUUCAUGGGUAAGUAUACCCCUUGCCUUGGUACUGAACCAUACCAACUCGGAAGUCCUUGGAUCCAGCUCAUGUAACUGAGGGAGGGGUUGGGUUCUCCCAGUUCACUGCUGAUUUCUACUGAGUAAUGCGUACCUGAGUAUUGAACAAGGACCAAGUUGGGCUGGCUGUGAAUGACCGGUGCCCAUUGGAACGAGACCCUAGUUAUAGUCUGUAGUGUUGGGUAAGUGGAGGUGAGGAAAUCUCAAGCCUUUGUGGGUUUUCAGCACAUUGCUUCAGUAAAGUGGGUGACAGAGGCAACUGCAUUUGUCGUUCAUUCACCAUGACACUCACUGAUAACAGCAAACAACAGAUGGAUAAAAGCAGACACGGAUGCUUAUUUUCAUAGAAUCCCUACAGUGUGGAAACAGGCCCAUUGGCCCAACAAGUCCACACCAACCCUCAGAGCAUCCCACCCAGACCCGUCCCCCUUUAACCCACCUAAUCUACACAUCCCUGAACACUAUCAGCAAUUUAGCAUGGCAAAUCCACCUAGCCUGCACAGCUUUGGACUGUGGGAGGAAACUGGAGCACCCAGAGGAAACCCACGCAGGCACAGGGAGAAUGGAGAAUUGAACCCAUGUCCCUGGUGCUGUGAGGCAACAGUGCUAACCACUGAGCCGCUGUAUCUUCCUUUAAGUUCUUUCCUUUCUGAUGAACAUUCCAAAUGAAUUGGCAAAAUUCAUUGUCUCGUCAUUGACAAGAUUAUCCCAUUCACUUACUGAGAUGUAGAUGUGUGUCACAACCUGUGUGUGUCCCCUGCCACCAGCGCCCCCAUACUCUCUUGGAGUGGGGCGAACAUACUGCAGAACCCACAGAGUUGUGAGAAAUGUCAGUGUACUGCGAUCAUUGUAAUCCUCCUUUCAUGAGGAUCCAUUUAACUGCAAGGCUGGUGAUCUGUCAGGAAACAACACCCUGGCAACUUGCAACCCAUAGUGGCACCCUACUUAAAACGGUGCAAAUAAAGAUGCCAGUUUGGAUUAAGCAAACAGCAAUGAUGGCAUAGACUAGCAUAGCAAUCAACUGCUACCAGUCAAUAUCUGCCAUCUGCCACAACUGGCCAGUGUCAGCCCUGUUUUCUGGCCACAACAAAUCACUUGCCUUGGUUAUGUUUAUGGUAAAUUAUAUGUUUAUGGUUAAUAUAUUUGACUCUUCCCCUUUGGAUACUAAUCAUGCCCUCAGAUUUUAAAGAAUGGUACAUCUGAAUGAUUAUUAUCAAUUCUGUUUACAAAGAGUCUUGUCCUUUCAAUUUUAAUAUUUAAAUAAACAUGUUGUACGUAGAUGUGUAAGAGAAAUGUUUCUUUAAUCCUGUUUACAGGACAGCUGCUCGUAUUUACAGAAGCUUUGUGUUAACUUGGGUGUUUUCUUCGUAAGUUUAUCCGUGACUCUGAGAUUCUGUGGUUCAUUUUGUCUGACAACAGCAAUGUUUCUAGCUUGGGAUUUAGGGCUCUUCAUUUCAACAAAUUGCAGGAGAAUGGAGGGCCUAAAUUCUCAGCCAGUUCUGGAGACAAAAUGGGGGCAUCUUGAAAUGGAAGUCAAACCUGAGGAGAAGCAAUUCUCAACAGUGAUAUCUACAAACAACCCUUGGGAUAAUCUGGAAAUCGAUCCUAGCAACCAGAGCUCAACUAAUCCUAGAAACAAAUCUAGAGUAAAUUCAAAACGAAACUGCGUAAAUAUAUAAAUGGACCUGACCUGAUUUGAGUUUUGUUCACUGUUUAACCACAUCUAACUAUUUCCUUUGCGGGUAAAAAUAGCCCCCGUAACAAAAUUGUUGGUUUCCUUUGGGCUAUUAUCUGAAAUUUGUGAUUAAAUAAACAUUAAUUAUC
Messenger RNA from Rhincodon typus (whale shark), 9028 nucleotides. RefSeq names its product vac14 homolog (S. cerevisiae) (gene vac14). Gene Ontology annotation, cellular component: endosome membrane; PAS complex. The record is from RefSeq and is a predicted model, not a curated record. The transcript is spliced from 20 exons. NCBI's taxonomy places the organism in Eukaryota, Metazoa, Chordata, Chondrichthyes, Orectolobiformes, Rhincodontidae. Gene Ontology annotation, biological process: positive regulation of kinase activity; phosphatidylinositol biosynthetic process. Bases 70 to 2529 code for a protein of 819 amino acids.